Zingiber officinale is the source of this 1331-nucleotide messenger RNA. RefSeq lists its product as uncharacterized. Bases 62 to 1141 code for a protein of 359 amino acids. The record is from RefSeq and is a predicted model, not a curated record. The transcript is spliced from 3 exons. Lineage: Eukaryota; Viridiplantae; Streptophyta; Magnoliopsida; Zingiberales; Zingiberaceae.
CGUUUCAUCUUCUUCUCCUGUUGUAUUGUUCAUCUUCUCCCCUUGAUCCAUUUUUUACUUGAUGAAUUCUGAAGAAGUGACCGGCAUAAAAACUCCCAUGGACGCGAGAGAGGAAGCGUUGAAGUCCUUGAAGGUCCAAAUGUUGAAAAGGCAGCGGGCGUUCUCCGAGGAGCUCCGUCAAGUGAAAUCAUCUCAGCCGUCCCAUUUAUCUCCUUCAGUCUCUCAAGCUGCCGCCUCCCUUGGAGGGGCUGACACUGGGCUAGUUCAAAGGAGCCAGUCGCUCUCCAAGGACUCAGAGGCCCUAGAGGGCGCUCCAGUAAAACCUCCAAGAAACUGGGAGCAGAGUCCCCAGCCCCCAACCUCCCCUAGAUGGUCUACUUGGAAAGAUUCGAGCUUGGGUGAGCAGCCAUCAGCCUGGAGCGCGAAGAGUCCCCAGCCCUCAGCCUCCCCUAGAGGGUCUAGUUGGCCAUAUUCGAGCUGGGGUGAGCAGCCAUCAGCCUGGAGCGCGAAGAGUCCCCAGCCCUCAACCUCCCCUAGAUCGUCUUCUUGGACAGAUUGGAGCUCGGAUUUUGACCCAUUUCAGCCAUCAUCCUGGAGCGCGAAGAUCCCCCAGUCUUCGCUUAUGCUACCACCUGCAGCUCGGCCAAGUUUGCCUACGCCCGAGGAGCGGCAAGCUCUGCGAAGUUUGUCGAUAACGGACUUGUUGGAGAAGAACUUGGUGUUCCAGACGGAGUUGAAGGAGCGGAUUUCGCGUCUCAGUGCAGAUUACGCCGCGUCCCAAGCUCAAGAGACUAAGCUACGGUCCUUGGCUGAGUACUGGGAGAAGAAGGCUAAGGCAAUCGAAGCUGAAAAAGCUCAAGAGACUAAGCUACGGUCCUUGGCUGAUUUCUGGGAGAAUAAGGCUAAGACAAUGGAAGCUGAAAAAUUGCACCUCUCGGAACGGAUGGCUAAGGUCCUGAUUGAGCUCGACGAGAGCAAGGCUGAAUUGGAGGCGGUCAGAUCCAAGAUGGAAGGGAUGAGCUCUAUGCUAAAUGGAGCCAGUUUUAUGCUAAAUGGAGCCAAGGUCAAGCUGGAGGGGGCGAGAACUGAGCUGCAAUCGGCUGCGAAGGAGAAGGCGUCCCUUGGCGUCAAAGAAAGCUAACCGAAGCAGGUGGCCAUUUUGUGUCUCUCGAUAGCCAUCCAAGCCAUUGUCUUUUUUUUUUAUUUUUUUUUAUGUUUUUUUUAAAAAAAUCUAUUUUGAAAAAUGUGUAGAAUUAAUCAGAAUCAUCUUUGGCAAUGAACCAUCAUCCGUGCAACUCGUCUUUGGCAAUUAAUCAGAAUCAUCUUUGUCC